This is a messenger RNA of Panicum hallii, 827 nucleotides long. RefSeq names its product putative yippee-like protein Os10g0369500. The coding region runs from base 332 to 661 and encodes 109 amino acids. NCBI's taxonomy places the organism in Eukaryota, Viridiplantae, Streptophyta, Magnoliopsida, Poales, Poaceae. The record is from RefSeq and is a predicted model, not a curated record. The transcript is spliced from 3 exons.
ACCGCGUCCAGAAAAGACCAGGCAGCCGGCAAUUUCUCAUUUCAUUUCUCCAUUUCCUCGUCGCCUACGCUUCUCCGACCCCACGCCUCCCCCACCCUCCCCGACCGAAUCCCGUCUCGUUCCCCGCCCGAUCCAUCCGCCGGUCCGCUCCCCCGCCGAUGGCGAUCGGGCCCAAUCGCCGCCUCGUCCUGGCGCUCCGGCCGUUCGGGAUUUGCUGACAGGACAUUGAGAUUUAGGCCUCGGUUGCUAGGUUGGUCCGGGGGGGAAUCUGGUGCGGGGCGCCGGUCGGUUGAGCUCGUCGGCCGGGCGGUUCUGCGACUGCGGGGGGGCGAUGGGGCUGCUGUUCGUGGAGUCGCUCCCGGGGCCCAAGGUGUUCAAGUGCAAGCACUGCAGGGUGGACUCGGCGUCGCCGGCCGCCAUCGUGUCCAAGGAGUUCCGCGGCCGACACGGCCGCGCCUACCUCUUCGACAGCGUGGUGAAUGUGAGCUUUGGUCCGAACGAGGAUCGUCAGCUCAUGACUGGAAUGCAUACAGUCAAUGAUAUCUACUGUAGCUGCUGCCAACGACUCCUUGGCUGGAGAUAUGAGAAAGCUUAUAACGAAGACCAGAAAUACAAAGAAGGCAAGUACAUACUGGAAAAGAACAUGAUGCUCAAAGAAUGAUGGUAGCUGACGAAAUCAAUCAACUAUUAAGUCUGCAAAAGCAGACCUUUCCAACUGUGUAAAGUAUUCAUGAACAUUUGUUGUUUGUGGUUUCCUAAACGUUAUUGUGCCGGAGAAGACCAAGUGUGAUGAAAAUCAGUUUAUGAAAUAUUUUGGUGUCACGCUC